Messenger RNA from Topomyia yanbarensis, 1701 nucleotides. RefSeq lists its product as uncharacterized. The record is from RefSeq and is a predicted model, not a curated record. NCBI's taxonomy places the organism in Eukaryota, Metazoa, Arthropoda, Insecta, Diptera, Culicidae. The coding region runs from base 1 to 1701 and encodes 566 amino acids. The transcript has a single exon. Gene Ontology annotation, molecular function: nucleic acid binding; zinc ion binding.
AUGGCGACCAAGACAGAAAAGAAACUGUCAGAGUACGUGAUCCAACGGAAAGGAAUCCUUGUAGUUCAGAAGGCAGUGGAGAAGUUUGCAGAGGAUUUCGAUUGCGACCGGGAUGCCUGCCAAAUUCCAAUUCGCCUCGAUUCACUGGACCGAAUCUACAAGGAGUUCCUAGAGGUACAAGGGCAGAUCGAGCUGUACGAUAAGUCAGAGAUGUUCGAUACCCACCUGGAAGAGCGCAUGGAUUUCGAGACGCGGUAUUGUAGAGUCAAAGGUUUUCUAUUGUCGAAUCGUGCUGCUGAUCCCAACCAAACCAUACUGAACAGCACAAUGGCGACCCCUGCUCACGUUUCUUCCUCGUUCCACCUACGCUUAUCCAAGAUCGACCUACCUAAGUUUAACGGCGAUUUCUCGCGAUGGCUCGCAUUCCGUGACACAUACACGUCGAUGAUCCACAGCAAUGCAGAUAUUCCGACGGUUGCGAAACUGCAGUACCUGCUGCAGUCGUUGGAGGGAGAAGCCAGGAAACCAUUCGAGUCCGUAGACAUUGAAGCAGAUAACUACGCAUCGACUUGGGAAGUAUUACUAAAGCGGUACGACAACAAGCGGUUCCUAAAGCGUCAGCUCUUCCGAGCUCUAUAUGACCUCCCACCGAUCAAUCAAGAAAGUCCCCAAGAAAUUCAUGUUUUGGUUGAUGAUUUCUACCGGCAUGUGAGGGCUUUAGCAAAGUUAGGCGAACCAGUCCAUUAUUGGGACACUCCGUUGGUAAACCUCCUUUGUUACAAGCUAGAUCCAACUACACUACGUGCUUGGGAGGAGAAAACCAGCAACAACGACGACGUAACCUACGAUAUGCUGAUCGAAUUUCUUUACCAACGUGCCCGUAUGCUGACGUCCGUUAUAACCGAUCUGCGAUAUCGGUCACAACAACCUGUUACAGCCAAGAUGGCCGGUUCGAUUCCAACCCCAAAACCAUUCAAGGUGGUAUACAAGGCAGCUACCGUUGAAUCGAACUACAGUUCUCUGCCGUGUCUCGCCUGUCCAGAGAAGCAUUUACUCUUCCAAUGUCCAGCAUUUUCCGAGAUGUCCGUCUGCCAGCGUCGUGAACUGGUUUCCCAGAAACGCCUAUGCUGGAAUUGCUUCCGUACUGGACACCAAGCCAGGAACUGUACCUCCGUGUUCUCCUGCCGUAACUGCCACGAAAAACACCACUCCUUGUUGCACGAGCCAGCACCGUCGAACAUACAAUCUACUCCUGUCGUGGCAGUAAGCCAGCCUAUUCCCUCGACGUCCGCCAUCGCUGGCCCUUCCAGCUCGGUGAAUCCGAACAACCAAGUGAGCAUGUCAGUCCGGGCUGAGCACAGUACAGUCUUGCUAGAAACAGUUUGCCUCCUCGUCGUAGAUCAGAACGGCAAGGAAAUACCCGUACGUGCACUCCUGGAUUCAGGAUCCAUGUGCAACUUAAUAACCAACAAGCUUGCAAAUUCCAUAAAUCUUCGUCGCACCAAGGUGGAUGUCGCAGUAGCUGGUAUAGGUGACUCCACCAAGCAGAUCAAGUGCCAAUUGACUGCUAGGAUCAAGUCGAAGUCGACACCGUACUCCACCAAUCUUGAGUUCCUGAUCCUCAAGAGACCGACGGUAAACCUUCCGACCGUUCCGAUCGACACUUCCACUUCUCUUAGCUCGCAUUUGAGCUCUACGUAA